UCACUAGUUUGCAGUCGGUCGCCCGCGCGCGCUCUCCGUCUCCCCCGACCUGCCAUGGAUGUUACGCCGGUUAAAUACGCGCUCAUCAUCAUCAUCGUCACUCCUCUCCUGCUCCACUUCCAGCACACAGCGGCUCUCUACAUCACCCGCAGCACAGCUUCCCUGCAGCAUGUCCUGAAGGAGUACUCCCUGGUGAAGCCGGUGAGCGUGGACACGGAUGGACGCUUCAUCUCCCACGCCGUCUCGGCUGACCGCCUGAGUGGGCUGCAGCACCGGCGCAGGAAGCGAGACGCGCACGAGCACACGGGGCCAGAGCACCACGAGACGCUCUUUUACAAUGUGACUGUUUUCGGACAGGAGUUUCACAUGCUCUUGAGGCGCAACUCGCGCUUGGUGGCCCCGGGGGCGACUAUAGAGUGGCAUGAGGAGGAUAACCAAACCCGGACAGAACCACUACUGCCAAGCAAAUGCCUAUACGUGGGCCAUGUUACUAACGUACCAGAUACUUCAGUGGCCAUUAGCAACUGUGACGGCCUGGCGGGUAUGAUCCGCGCGGGUCAGGAGGAGUUUUUCAUCGAGCCACUGGAGAGAGGAGGCGACAUGACAGGAGAGGAGGAGGGUGGAUCCGGGCGACAUCACAUCCUCUACCGCUCGUCUGACAUCAAGAAACCAGCCAUCAGUCAUGCAGACUACUUUCACCCCAGAGGUUCAGCACUGGGUGGUCUGGCUGGAGCGGAAGCCAUAUCCAAAGGGUUUCAUCCCAAAGUGAACAGCAGCAGACGUGCGCGGAGAUCGUACCAAGACGAGAUCUUCCACAUCGAGGUGCUCCUGGGAGUGGAUUGCUCCGUGGUGCAGUUUCACGGCCGAGAGCACAUCCAGAAAUAUCUGCUGACUCUCAUGAACAUUGUGAAUGAGAUCUACCAGGAUUCUUCACUCGGUGCUCACAUCAACGUGGUGCUGGUGCGAAUCGUGAUGCUCUGCUCAGCCAAGUCCAUGGGACUGAUUGAGCUCGGGAACCCGUCUCAGAGUCUGGAGAACGUGUGUCGCUGGGCUUUUCUGCAACAGAAAGAGGACGAGAACGAUGCAGAGUAUCACGAUCAUGCCAUCUUCCUUACUAGACAAGAGUUUGGACCAACGGGCAUGCAGGGUUACGCUCCAGUCACGGGCAUGUGUCACCCCGUGAGGAGCUGCACUCUGAACCAUGAGGACGGUUUCUCAUCUGCUUUUGUGGUGGCUCAUGAGACGGGACACGUAUUAGGGAUGGAACAUGACGGGCAGGGGAACGAGUGCGGAGACGAAGUGCCGAUGGGAAGCAUCAUGGCUCCGCUGGUGCAGGCCGCCUUUCACCGCUUCCACUGGUCCCGCUGCAGCCAGCAAGAGCUCAGCAAAUACAUCAACACUUAUGACUGUAUGCGCGACGACCCGUUCGAUCACGAUUGGCCGUCCCUGCCUCAGCUGCCCGGUCUGCAUUACUCCAUGAACGAGCAAUGCCGCUUCGACUUUGGCAUGGGGUACAUGAUGUGCACAGCGUACAGCACCUACGACCCGUGCAAGCAGCUGUGGUGCAGCCAUCCUGAGAACCCUUUCUUCUGCAAGACCAAGAAGGGUCCUCCCAUUGACGGCACCAAGUGCGCCACAGGCAAGAACUGCUUUAAGGGUCACUGUAUCAAGCUGACGUCGGACAUCCUUAGGCAAGACGGACACUGGGGGCAGUGGACUAAGUUCGGCUCCUGCUCACGUUCAUGUGGAGGAGGCGUCCGUUUCCGAACCCGCCAAUGUGAUAACCCCAUCCCGGCCAACGGAGGGCGCACAUGCUAUGGAAACAACUACGAGUUUCAGCUAUGUAACACUGACGAGUGUGACAAGGAUCUCGCUGAUUUCCGAGAGGAGCAGUGCAAGAUGUGGAAUCCGCACUUUGAGCACCAGGGGAUCAAGCACCAAUGGCUGCCAUAUGAACAUCCUGAUCCUGAGGAGCACUGCAACCUCUACUGCCAAUCUAAAGAAACCGGAGAUGUGGUCUCCAUGAAGAGGAUGGUACAUGAUGGCACACGCUGCUCAUAUAAGGAUCCCUAUAGCUUGUGUGUGAGAGGAGAGUGCGAGAAAGUGGGCUGCGAUAACGUGAUCGCGUCCGAGCUGGAGGAAGACAAGUGCGGCGUGUGUGGGGGGAACAACUCCACCUGCAAGAUCGUCAAAGGCAACUUCACGCGAAGCACCAGGAAGCCAGGUUUCCUGAAGAUCCUGGAAAUUCCCCGAGGAGCGAGGCACAUCCUGAUCCAGGAGUUUAAAGGAUCCCCACAUAUUCUCGCGGUGAAGAACCAGGCCACGGACGACUUGUUCCUGAACGACGAGGGCGAGUUUCCCGAGACCAGGUCGGUGAUCGAGAAAGGUGUCCUCUGGGAGUACAGCAACGACGAUGACAUGGAAUCAGUCCAGAGCACAGGCCCGCUGAGUUACGGGGUCCUCGUCAUGGUCCAGUCCCAUGGCACAUCCAAAGUCACUCUGUCCUAUAGGUACAUUCUACCUGAGGAUCCGUCAUCAUCAAUGGAGAACAGCUUACCUCAGGAAUACACCGCGUACUUCGAGUGGGCUCUUAAGAAAUGGUCCCACUGCUCCAAGCCAUGUGGUGGAGGUAAGCAGUAUACGCGGUUUGGCUGUCGCAGGAAGUCCGAUGGCAAGAUGAUGCACCGCACGUUUUGCGCCAACAUCCCCAAACCCCGUGCCAUCAGUCGGGCCUGUAACGUGAAGCAGUGCUCCGAGCCCGUCUGGGUGACUGGAGACUGGGAGGAGUGCAGUAAGUCAUGUGGUAAGACAGGGACUCAGACUCGACCGGUGCGCUGCGUGAGGCCUCAGGAAGACGGCACGCAAAAAGUGGUCAACUCCAAAUACUGCGGCGACGAUCGUCCUGAGGGCCGGCGCUCCUGUAAUCGCCACCUCUGUCCCGCUCAGUGGAGAACUGGACCGUGGUCCCUGUGCUCCGUCACGUGUGGAAAUGGAACCAAGGACCGUCUGGUUAUAUGUAGCACCGCUGACAACUCCAUCGGGAUCUGUAAGGACAAAAAGCCAGAAAAUGUCCAGAACUGUCAACUGACGCCAUGUCCGAGCGAUAAGGGGAACUUCCUGAUCCAGUGGCUUUCCAGAACCAACCCCGAGUUCCCGGCGCCCAAGAUCUCGUCAAAAGUGCGCUGUAAAGGAGACAAGUCAGUCUUCUGUCGCAUGGAGGCGCUGAAUAAGUACUGCUCGAACCCUGGAUACUGGCAGAUGUGCUGCAAAACCUGCAGCGAGAACAACUUCACGUCAAAUCUCAACGUGACCCUCACCACCGUGUCCCCACGGCCUCACCGUCUCUACACCACCCAGUCCGUCACCCACGUGUCCACCGCCAAACCCCGGAGACGCACGACGACCCCGAACCCCAUCCGCCUGAGCCGAGGAACCGCUCGGAGCUUCGUCCCGCAGGAAACGGACGGUCCGAGCGCCUCGUCCGAAGACGACGAAAUCACGGAGCCCUGGAGAGUCGAGAUCGUCACGGAGGUCCCCGAGUCCACGUCCAGGUUGGAGAACCUUUUACAAGCCACCACCGGAUAUCCGGUAACCGCGAAACCGGUUACGACGACGUCAGCGCCACCCGGGUUCCCGAGUGCGAGUCUUCCGAGUGUAGUAAAUCUGCAUUUAUCAGAAGACAGGAAGGAGAACGACUCCAUCGACGUGUCGUACAGAAUAGUAAACGUUAACGAAGUCACGAGUCAGAAUUAUUUCACGCCGAAAAAGCGAGAGAGAACGCAGAAUAAAAGAAUCCAGCAGCUUCUCGAGGAAAAACGGAGGCAAGACUUUCUCAAAAGAUUCAAACGGAAACCCGGAGACUGAUUUGAUCUGGCAGGAUUGUUUUUUUUUCUUUCUUUCCUUCUUCUAAAAGAACCACUUCAGUCUCCGAGAUGGAUUGUAACAUCUGUAUAAAAUUCACCUUCAGAACAUUUAUCUCUCAUUUGCAUUCGUCUCUGUUUUCAUAUGAAAGCUUUGCACUUUUUUUUCUCCUUCGCUCUCACUAUACACACCAUCCCGUCUUAAACGCCAAUAUAGUAGAGAUUCCUUUAACCUGGAAACGAAACAAACUUUUAUUAGUUUGUGUGAUUAUCCGCUCGGAAGGUCAAGAGCUUUGGUUAAUGUUCACAUCAAAACCUCAACACUGGGUGAAAAUGUUCUCCCAGGUUUUUUUUUUUUUGGGGGGGGGUUCGACUGUGACGUGGUUCUUGGUGCUAUUGUGAGUAUUUCAGAAAACUGCUGAUCUGCACACCACUAGACUCUGGAGUUUACUGAGACAUUCCAUCCAUUCUCUUUUAAUAUCUCACAUCAACAAGGUGCUUCUGCAAACAGAACUCAGGCCUCGUUCACACGUACAUUGGAAUUUGUAAUUAACAUUAAAAAAAAUUGUCAUAUAAAAAAUACGUCAUGUUUCGCUGCCCCACCUACUGUAUAAACCCAUGCUACUAGGGUUCAUACCAUAUAUUGAUUAUUUAUUGAGUACAUUCGAUUUGAUUUGCAUGGUUUAUUUAAGUUGACUGGAAUGACCGAUGAUGUGUCAGAACGUCCCAGCAUUGGUAAAACUACAGUAUAGGGAUUAUCGUCACAGAGGGCCUGGAGCCUUUGGGCAAUUUGGGAGCACCAAUUAACCUUAAUCUGCAUGUCUUUGGACUGUGGGAGUAAACCGGGACACCUGGACGAACCCAACCAAGGACAGCGAGAACGUGUAUACGCCACGCAGGUGGACCCGAGGCGGGAAUCGAACCCGGACCCUGGAGGUGCAAAGCGACAGCACUAACCACUUAGACACCUAUAGAGGUUCUAUUAAGAUAAAAGUUUAAAAAAGUGCUACCCCUGAUAAAACUGUAUUAUAUGAGGGCUAUCCAAGCUGACGAAAUUUCUCAUGAAUGAAGGCGCAAAAAAAAAAAAAAAUCUGCAUUUACAGAACACACUUCAAGUACUGUAGAUCUGGGUGGUGCAAACAUUUUACAAAAGGCUGUAAGUCCGUUAAUUAAUUAAUCAUGAACACCACUUGCAUAUUGCAGGAACUCAGCUGGGAGUUAAGCCAUUUUAACAUUUUUAAGGCGUUAAAGGAGUUCCUGGUAGGCCAGUGU
Clarias gariepinus (North African catfish) is the source of this 5132-nucleotide messenger RNA. It is a transcript of the gene adamts2a, whose product is annotated as ADAM metallopeptidase with thrombospondin type 1 motif, 2a. Gene Ontology annotation, biological process: proteolysis; extracellular matrix organization. The record is from RefSeq and is a predicted model, not a curated record. Gene Ontology annotation, molecular function: metalloendopeptidase activity. Gene Ontology annotation, cellular component: extracellular matrix. Bases 55 to 3864 code for a protein of 1269 amino acids. Lineage: Eukaryota; Metazoa; Chordata; Actinopteri; Siluriformes; Clariidae. The transcript has 22 exons.